AUGGGCUACGUAGUAGUGAUAGCGGUGAUGUCGUUAUUUCUGCUCGCCCUCUUCUUCUUCAUCAAGCACCUCGCGCUGCGACGCCAAUUAGCCGGAAUCCACAGCCCCCGUUCCUACCCGCUCAUCGGUCAGGCGUUGAUCAUCAAGCCGGAUGCUGAGGGUUUCAUGGAUCAGAUUAUGGGUAUGGGUCAGCUUUACCCGACGGAUUCCCGGAUGGUGCUCUUCUGGAUCGGCCCCAAGCCGGCGCUUAUGAUCUAUUCGGCGGAAUUGGCUGAACGAAUCGUCUGCUCGAGCAAACACCUCAACAAGGGAUUCGCCUACAAUUUGCUAGAGCCAUGGCUGGGGCUUUCUCUACUGACCAGUAAUGCCGAACGCUGGCGCCCGAAACGCAAGCUGUUGACACCGACAUUCCAUUAUGACAUAUUGAAGGAUUUUGUUCCGGUUUUCAAUGAGCAUUCACUUACUCUCGUCAAGAAGCUGGCCACUGUCCCGAAAGGCGAAUGCAUCGACUUCUGCUCCUACGUCACCCUGUGCGCUCUGGACAUUAUUUGCGAGACCUCGAUGGGCAAACGCGUGAAUGCACAAAUUGAAGCUAACAGUCAGUAUGUUAAGGCGGUUUAUGAAAUCAAUGACAUUGUGCAAACUCGGACAAAGAAUCCGCUGAUGUGGAAUAAGUGGGCGUUCGACACGUUUGGGGAGGGCAAGGCGCACGAUGCUUGCCUGGCGACACUUCACGGGUUCACUGGACAGGUUAUCGCACAACGUGAAAGAGAGCUAGAAGCCGCCGAAUGGCAACUGGAGGGACGCCUGGCCUUCCUUGAUCUUCUACUUGACAUGGCCCACCAAGGGCAAAUUGAUCACGGCGACAUCCAGGCCGAGGUUGACACAUUUAUGUUUGAAGGCCACGACACAACGUCUACCGCCCUUUCUUGGGCUGCCCAUCUCCUCGGCAACCACCCGGACAUUCUCCACCAAGCGCAAUUGGAGGUCGACAUGGUUUUUGCGGAAUACGGAGAGGUGAACGCAACAGCCUUGUCAAAGCUUGACUAUCUGGAACGAUGCAUCAAGGAGACCCUCCGCUUGUACCCAUCUGUGCCCACCAUCAUGCGAGAGCUCGGAUCGGAUCAGGAGCUCGCUGGCCGUAAAAUACCUGCUGGAAUGCAAAUCAUCCUCAACCCAUACCUCAUCCACCGCGAUCCCGCCCAGUGGCCCGAACCCGAGAAGUUUGAUCCUGAUAGGUUCUUACCCGAAAAUUCCGUCAACCGCCACGCGUUUGCUCUCAUCCCCUUCUCUGCUGGCAGUCGAAAUUGCAUUGGGCAGCGCUUCGCCUACAUGGAGAUGAAGACGGUUCUCGCUUGGUUGCUCCACUACUUCGAUAUCGAAAGCGUUGACCGAAGAUGCGACGUCUCGCACAAAAUGGAGCUCAUCCUGCGUCCGGCGGAAGGCAUCCGCGUCAGGCUCCCGGGACACUCGGAAGUGCGGUGCCAGAAUUGUGAGAUGCCGUUUCGACUAUUGCUAUUUGUCGUGCUACUGGUGGCCGUAAAUGGUGAUGCAACUUGCCCACAGGGUACCCUUCAGGUGCCUGGUCGUCAGUACUGUAUAAGCUUUACGGACGAACUUUCUUUCGGUGAUGCUCAGCAGGCCUGCUCUGACAAGGGCGCUACCCUCUAUGAGCCGAUCGACACCUACGAUGACAAACUGAUCGGGCAAAUGAUGCAGAAUUAUAGUCAAGCCCGCUAUGCUUGGAUCGGGAUUCUUGAAGAGCAAGGGAGCUUGCAAUUCGCCAGUACUGGUGAGGAGGCUGGGCGGAAGCAUCAAGUAUAUGGCAUCUAUCCAUUCUGCUCGCAAAACGUCGCCGGUUUUGGCAAACAGAUGAAUAACUGUACCCAGCAGGCAGACAGCGAUACACCUUGCGAUAAAUACAUCGCCCAAAUGACGUGCGGUAUCGAGAGUGUGAAUGCGGUAUCGGCUGAACCGGAAAGGGACCGGCAGCUCGUCACUUCAUUCGUCAACGUUUUUCAUUCAUACCUGAAGCCUGAUUAUUUGAACAAAACCUAUGGGGAAGAUUGCCAGCAGCGACUUUAUGAUGGGCUGGACACGACAAAAACACUGGAUGUUCGCGUGUUGCUACGUGGAAAUGGGCAUUUAUACCUUGCUGAUGCGGCAACAACGGCUGCCGGGAUUUGUACAAGCCCGAUGACUCGUUCCUGCGAUCCCGGCUGGUCAUACCUGGCCUCGUCAAAUGCAUGUUAUGCGGCGGCAAACUACUCCGAGUCUAUCACCCAAGAACAAGCCGAGUCGAUCUGCCAAGGCGCCGGCGGGAAUCUUGUUUCGAUCACCGGCAUCUCCGAGUUGUUGGCUGUGCUUGGAAUGGUAAGCGAGGCGGGGGAGGAUGUGAGCUACUGGACCGGGCUGACGUGCAGUGGCGGAACGUGGCAAUGGACCGAUAAUUCGACGAUUGUCAUGGGAAUGGAUAUGAUGAUGACACGCCGGAAGCGUCAGUAUUUUGCCGGAUCUCCCGGCGGCUCGACGAUGACGCCCCUGGUUAUUGCGGCGGGUCCGGAAUCGCUGCAGAGCCAAUGCACAGAGGGCGCUGGCUGUAUGAUUUCCCCAAUUAGCGAAAGCAGUUGGCGGGGAAGCAUUGGCACUUCGGGACUGUCGUGCUCCAGCACCGACACCACGGGAAUCAUUUGCAAGAUGCAACUG
Mesorhabditis spiculigera is the source of this 2706-nucleotide messenger RNA. The record is from the annotation of a GenBank genome assembly. NCBI's taxonomy places the organism in Eukaryota, Metazoa, Nematoda, Chromadorea, Rhabditida, Rhabditidae.